CUUCGCUUGCUCCAACUUCAGGUAUGGAUCAGGGCCGGGACUUCGAGAAUCGUGGCUUAAGUGCAUUUUCCUCGUACUUGGCGACACAGCCCGCACUGCAUAAGGAUGAUGCACAGACUGUCGUCUAGGAUCUCCUUAUUGAAUACCGUUCGCCAAAGCAGAGCUGAUAUACGCUCGAGCCACGAGCGUCUUCGGCAUGCUGAUUGCUCGCGGAAAUUCGCAAAGCGAGCGAAGGCUCAGCUGCGGAGCAAGAUGGAUGGCUGCCGUCCACGGCGUCAGGCGCCAUGCGGCACAUUGUGUCGAAUUUUGCAGCCCGUGAGGCUGCUUGUGACGCGCCCAAGCCAACUUCCCUGGUUCACAGGGAUUCGUUCCCGCACAAUGUCCGCGCACGAAGGUGCAGAGAACCAAAGGCAGGUGGUGACGGGGACAAGGAAGGUUGUAACGAGGCGGUCUGAGUCGACUGGGAGAGCUGCACCACUGCCAUGGUUGCGCUUGAUUACUAUGUCAAAACAAAGGACCCAUUGUUUGGAAAAGGAGGAAUGGGUAGCUGUCAAAGACCCAGCCCUUAGCUUGCGCUUACACCAGGGUUAUGCAUCGAAUCUUCGUCAGUUCCGCGAAAAGAAGUGUACCUACCCCAUACACACAUGCAACCUCCAUGCAUGUGCUCCAUCUUUCCACUUUUGCACCCAAGCCCCAGUACACUGUGUAAGAAGAUGCGCAGGCAACUCUGGCGAUGCGGAAGAAGGCGCAGAGCGCAAAGAUUACAGGGCGCGAAAAGUACUACGAAUAGUUGGUAAGGCGAUGUUACAUGCAUGAGCAAUCGGAAUUCUCCAGCAGCGCUGGAUCGGAUGCCCUUCGACUGUUGGCGAUAAAGUCGUCAAAAGCUACGGUGCACAUUCAAUAGUCCUUCCUCAGACGGUCUGCAGGUCCUGACGCAUUUCUCUGACGAUUUCGGGCUGUCGCAUCAGUCCCCGUCUAGGUUCUGCCGGGGAGCGGCGCUUUUUCUGACGAGCUGUGGCUCCCAACUGAACCUGUUUCAG
Molecule: messenger RNA, 1040 nt
Organism: Tilletiaria anomala UBC 951
Lineage: Eukaryota; Fungi; Basidiomycota; Exobasidiomycetes; Georgefischeriales; Tilletiariaceae
Exons: 2
Coding region: 106-816 (236 amino acids)
Source: RefSeq, a predicted model, not a curated record